AUGGGUGUCCCCUCACAUCUGGAAGAAGAGGGUCCGUUUUCUCCGCUCCUUCUCUUUUUCAUUGGGAGGUCCAGGCUCUACCGCAGCCUCUGUCACUGUGUGACCAGCAAGUACUGGGAGUUUCGUAGGGAGGACGCUGGGACACCCCGGACAUCAGGAAAUGCACUGCAUAUUAAAGGAAGCAAUGAACAGUCUUUGGAAAGCCCCAGAGAAACCCAGGAUGUUGGAUACAGAAUUGGAUUAAGUGCUCAGCCAAAUAUUUCUGAAGACCAGAGAUUUAAAAUUGAAGAGGAUAUUUCUAAAUGUGAUCAGUUUGAUGGGUCCUUUGUUAAAAGUUUAGUAUUCUUCCAUCAACAGAUAAUACCAUUUUGUGCCAGAAUCUACAAAUGUGAUCCAUAUUGUAAGGAUUCUACCCCAUCAUCAUUGCUUAAUCAAUAUCAGGGAAUAGAUAUUUGGGAAAAACAUUACAUAUCCAAUAAAACUUUGAUGUCCUUUAUCCAGGACUCUUCUCUAAAUAAUUACCAAGAUAUUUAUAUUAAUGAGAGAAAUUGUCAAUGCAAUGAACUUGAAAAAACCUUGAACCAAGACUCUUGCUUAAGAAAAUAUCAGAAAUCUCAACAUCCGGAUAUCCAGAACAAAUAUAAAAAAUGUGAGAAAGUCUUUAAUCAAGCUUUAAAGCUUAUUAGCAAUGAGAAUAUCCACAUUCAAGAGUAUUCUCACAAAUGUAAUGAAUGUGUAGAAGCUUUUACCCAGUCAGGGAAACAUUCUGAAAAUCAGGAAGUGAAUAUUAGAGAAAACUCAUACAGAUGUAAUAAACAUGGGAAAGUUUUUAGUCAGUCAUCCAAUCUAAGAAAACAUAACAUAAUCCAUACUGAAGAAAACCUUUGCAAAUGUAAAGAAUGUGGCAAAACCUUUGACCAGAGUUCACAGUUUCAACAAUAUCAGAAAAUUUAUACUGGAGAAAAACCUUACAAAUGUAAAGGAAGUAGUAAAGUCUUUCCUUGUUCCUCAAAUCUUACUGUGCAUCAAAAAAUUCAUAGUGGAGAUAAACGCUAUAAAUGUAAAGAGUGUGGCAAAGCCUUUAACCAUAAUUCAAGCCUUACUCAACAUCAGAGAAUUCAUUCUGGAGAAAAGCCCUACAAAUGUAACAAAUGUGGCAAAGCCUUUAAUCAGCUGGGAAGCCUUAGACAACAUCACCAAAUUCAUACUGGAAUAAAACCCUACAAAUGUGAAGAAUGUGGCAUAUCUUUUACUCAGUUGGGAAACCUUAGACAACAUCAGCGAAUUCAUACUGGGGUAAAACCCUACCAAUGUGAAGAAUGUGGCAUAUCCUUUACUCAGCUGGGAAGCCUUAGACAACAUCAGCAAAUUCAUACUGGAGUGAAACCGUACAAGUGUGAAGAAUGUGGCAUAUCUUUUACUCAGUUGGGAAGCCUUAGACAACAUCAGCGAAUUCAUACUGGAGUGAAACCCUACAAGUGUGAAGAAUGUGGCAUAUCCUUUACUAAGUUUUCAAUACUUAGACAACAUCAGAGAAUUCAUACUGGAGAAAAACCUUACAAAUGUGAACAGUGUGGAAAAGCCUUUAACUGUAGUUCAAACCUUACUCAACAUCAGAGAAUUCAUACUGGAUUGAAACCCCACAGAUGUGAAGAAUGUGGCAUAUCCUUUACUCAGCUGGGAAGCCUUAGACUACAUCAGCAAAUUCAUACUGGAGUGAAACCCUACCAAUGUGAAGAAUGUGGCAUGUCUUUUACUCAAUUGGGAAGCCUUAGACAACAUCAGCGGAUUCAUACUGGAGUGAAACCCUACAAAUGUGAAGAAUGUGGCAUAUCCUUUACUAGGUUUUCAAUACUUAGACAACAUCAGAGAAUUCAUACUGGAGAAAAACCUUACAAAUGUGAAGAAUGUGGCAAAGCCUUUAACUGUAGUUCCAGCCUUACUCAACAUCAGAGAAUUCAUACUGGAUUGAAACCCUACAAAUGUAAAGAAUGUGGCAAAGCCUUUAACCGUAGUUCACACCUUACUCAACAUCAGAGAAUUCAUAAUGGAGUGAAACCAUACAAAUGUAAUGAAUGUGGCAAAGCCUUUAACUGUAGUUCACAUCUUACUCGACAUCAGAUAGUUCAUACUGGAGAAAAACCUUAUAAAUGUAAAGAAUGUGGUAAAUCCUUUACCCAGUCUUCAGGCCUUAAACUACAUCAGCGAAUUCAUACUGGAGUGAAACCCUACAAAUGUGAAGAAUGUGGCAUAUCCUUUACGAGGUUUUCAAUACUUUCUCAACAUCAGAGGAUUCAUACUGGAUUGAAACCCUACAAAUGUAAAGAAUGUGACAAGAUCUUUUCCUGUAGUUCACAGCUUACUCAACAUCAGAAAAUUCAUACGACAGAAACCCUAUAGAUAUAAGACUUGUCAAAAGAGUUUUACCUAAAAUAUACAACUUAGAAAUCGCCAUAGAGUUCAUAGGAAAAGAAACUUUACAUGUGUAAUAAGUGCAGGGAAGUAUAUAAUCAAAACUUUAAGUCUGUGUGUAUCAGGGCAUUCACAAAAGUAAAUACUAAUGCACACUUUCAGAUUUUACACUAAGAGUAUUUAUUGUAGAGAACAAUGCAAAGUCAAAACAAUUAGGUAAUUUAUUUGAUUAUAUUUUUCAAAAGGGCAAGAACAUUGAUGUUUGGGUAAAUAUAAUUAUAUUCAGUGGCUACUUUGUGUUGAAAGUACCUGAAAUUUUCAGAAGCAAAUAUUACUGAUGUAAUUCUAUUCUCAAAUUACUUAAUGCUUUACUUUAAUCCCUAUUGUUUAUGGGAAAAUAUGAGUUCUCUUGUUUCUCCAUAAGCGCUAUGAGAGGCCAUUCAAUGUUAGGUGAAUAUUGUUUAUAUCAAUUUUCCCUUGAAAGUUUAAUGGCAAAUGUAAAAUACAUUAAGAAAAUCUAAAGAAAGAUGAUUUUUGUGCUUGAAUCAUAAAACAAGGAUGCAUGCAAGCUUACAGUAUGUAUCCAGGACAUUUUUCUUCUGUAUUAAAGUAAGACACACAUUCUGAAUUUUCAACAUAAAUCAACAUAAAUCAUUUUACCAAUUGCUCCUUAUGCUCUUUUUAGUAGAAUGAAGUAGAAGUCUUGACUAUUAUUUGAUGUUAGGAGACAGAAAUCUUGAAUGUUAUUUGAUAUGAUAGAAAUAAAAACAUGUUCACAGAUAUCAGGAAAGUAAAGAUAAUUCCUGUUUGAAAGGUUCUAUAUGUAUUCAAAUAAAUGUGCACUAAAUAAUUAGCCUCAGUCUUUAAAAUUAAAGCACAAGUCUAAAAUUUCUAUAUUAGACAAAAGGUAGUGCUUUUUGACUGCUUGUGACCAAGAACAUACAAUGAGUUUUAAAAUGCUUUAUUUGGGGUAUGGGUUGAUUAAUUUGUUUUGAGUAAUAAAACUAAAUGGGUUUUAAUGUUUUGACAUUAAGGUACAAUGAAAGAAAUGUUACCCUGCCACCAAUGUUAAACUAUCUUAUCUUGUCCAAGAUUAUAGUUAACCGAUGAAAAUAAUGUAUUAUUGAGUAGCACAGUAGAAUGCCUUUUCUAGUAAUUUCUUCCUGAGGACCUAAAGUUCCAAUAAUUUGGAGAAUAUUAUUCUCAUGUUUACUAUUUUGUAUGUUUUUCUCUUUUUUGUAACUAUGGAAAUAUUGUGAUGCCUAUAAUAAAGAUUAUAUGGGAGUAUAUUUUAAAUCCAUACCUUUAAAUCCUAAAUCACUAUUCAUAAAAUUUUUACCCAAAAUUUUCCUUUGCACAUGGCUCUUUUCUCGGUUGAUUGAACACAGAGAUUGUUUUGAUUUACACUGGAUAUAAUAUG
Messenger RNA from Lemur catta (Ring-tailed lemur), 3832 nucleotides. Its product is annotated as zinc finger protein 345-like. NCBI's taxonomy places the organism in Eukaryota, Metazoa, Chordata, Mammalia, Primates, Lemuridae. The record is from RefSeq and is a predicted model, not a curated record. Gene Ontology annotation, biological process: regulation of transcription by RNA polymerase II. The transcript has 3 exons. Gene Ontology annotation, molecular function: RNA polymerase II cis-regulatory region sequence-specific DNA binding; DNA-binding transcription factor activity, RNA polymerase II-specific. The coding region runs from base 1 to 2400 and encodes 799 amino acids.